Messenger RNA from Malassezia sympodialis ATCC 42132, 4416 nucleotides. Its product is annotated as ATP-dependent RNA helicase. Gene Ontology annotation, molecular function: ATP binding; RNA binding; helicase activity. Lineage: Eukaryota; Fungi; Basidiomycota; Malasseziomycetes; Malasseziales; Malasseziaceae. The record is from RefSeq and is a predicted model, not a curated record. Gene Ontology annotation, cellular component: intracellular anatomical structure.
AUGGCGAAAAAGAAGAAGCCUCAGCUGAAAGCCACAGUGCAGCGUGGCUUUGCCACCACGUCUGUGCCCAAGAAGCAGACGGAGCCAGAUACACAGAAACAAGCGCCUGCUCCGUCCACGCCGAAGGCCGAGCUCGUAAGUAACGCACAGGCCGCCAGUGGACACGCCGAGGCAGUUCACAGCGACGCGCCAGUAGAGAACGAGACCGGGCACAGCGAAUACUGCCCAGAAGAGGAAGAAUGGCAGGCCUUGAAGAAUCUUGUGCAGCUUGUAUAUCCCAAGGUCGAAAAAGAAACGCUACGGCGCACCAAAAUAAUCAGCUUCCAGCAGCGCUUUGCCAAGUCACUCACGUCUAUCUCCUUUGAUCCAGAGGUGUGUAGUGCUACAUUGUCGUGGGCACGCCAUGACCAGCCAGCGCUUGUGCCGCCCUUUCCCAGUGAGCUGGGCGACGACGCGCGCCUCCAGUCGGUGUUAGGCAUCUCUGCGCCACCCGAGGCGGAGGCCAAGGCCCUCGAGUAUGCCCUGACGACGUGGGAACUGCUUCUCUCUCUCGGCUUCUCACGCACGCAUGCAUCGCUUGUUAUCGAGCAUGCACCGACUUUGGAGAUUGAGGACUGCGUGGCGUGGCUUCUCGCGUGGCUCGAGCCGGACGAAUACCGCAAGCUUCAAUUUCAUGUCGAGACACCGCAGGAGACACCAGUUGCCAAGGCCGCUGCGCUGGACCCAUCUAUUCCUCCUAGUCAUCCCGCCUAUGAAUUUCAGCGCAUUGAGCGCCAGACGCAGGCGCCUGCCGACUUAAGCACACGAGCCAACGCACCAGCCGAGGUGCGUCUGCAGGAUGUGGAUGCCGAGCAGAUGGAGCAUCUUCGUCGUACGGCGCAAAAUUUAGUGCGCGAGAGCCAAGCCAUGCUCGACUCGGAGGCCCCGUGCGUCGACACUGUGGAACACCCCAUCGAGGCAUGGUGCACGGGCCGUAUCCUCCAGCUGCAAGUGGACCAAGAGCGGUCGCGGCGCCGCAAGGCUCUUGGUGGGAGUCCAGACGCGCAGUUGUCGCAGGCACUGGGCCAUGAAGAUACGGAGAAGCAGCUUAAGCGCCUGUCUCAACGGGCGAACGAUCUGCUGCAGCAGAGCGAGAUUCAGCCGCAAUUCCAUCGUGCCAUGGCGAUGCAGCGUUUCCGUGAACGCAUGCGCCAGAAAGAAGCAGAGGAAGCGGAGAAGAUGCGUCGCAGUGAAGAAGAAGCGGCAGCAGAGCGCCGCCGCCGCGCUGAGCUGGAUCUGCUACAUAAGCCGUCCACUGAGGCGCCAGAUACACAAGCACCUGAGGUACAGCAGGAAGAGACACCGGCAGAGUCCUCGGAUGACGAAAUUGGCGCUAUGCUAGACGAGGGCCUGGGACUCUUGGAUGAGCCAACCGAGGCGCAAGGCUCGACCGUGCAUUUGCGCAACAUCCCGGCUCAGAAUGGCGCUCGGACACCCCGCUCUCUCCUAUCUGAUGUGCUGAAGCAUGUGGAUCCACAUGCGCGCACCAAGUACGUGCCGCUGUCGUCGGGGGCGGUGCACCGUACGCAGCUGGAGAUUCAUUGGACGACCAAAGGCGGACUCCCGCCGCUCAUGGAUAUCUUCAAGCUGACUGGGGAGGGCUGUGCUACGCGCGCCAUGUCGGAAGACUACGCCGCGACAAUUGCUCUCAACUGCUUUGGGCGUGAGCGUGGGGCACAGCGGUUGCUAGGCGCAGGAUUCCGGGAUAUUUGGGACGAGCUGGAGGCGCGACGUGCGGAACAGCGGGAUGCGUUUUUGCGCGAUGAGGUUCAGCAUGUCCAGCAUCUGCUUCAGCGGCGUGCGAGUCGCGCGUGGCCCAGCGCCAAGGGUAUCCAACGCAACAAGGCGCCGACAACGCCGGACCAUGCACCAAUCCAGGGGCGGCGUUGUGAUGCGGACCCAGCCGUCGCUGCGAUGUGGGAAGCGCGUGUAGCGUCGGAGGCCUACCAGCGCAUGCUUCCUGGACGCCACGAUUUGCCCAUCUUCCAAGCGCGUUCGGCGAUCCUGGAGAGUGUGCAUGCAUCCCAAGUGGUUGUGCUGAGCGGAGAAACGGGCUGUGGCAAGUCUACGCAGCUACCAGCGUAUCUGAUGGAGGAUGCACUUGCGCGUGGCGAGCGCUGCAAGAUCUACGUGACCGAGCCUCGACGUAUUUCUGCCAUCUCGCUGGCGGAGCGUGUGUCGCAGGAGAUGGGUGAGGCGCCCAAGUCUGUCGGCACAGGCGAUAGCCUCGUCGGCUAUGCCAUACGACUCGAGAGCCAAGUCGGACCGCAAGCCCGCCUGGUGUAUGCGACGACAGGUAUUGUGUUGCGUAUGUUGGAGUCGUCUGUGCUGGACCAGGUCACGCACAUUAUUGUCGAUGAAGUGCACGAGCGGACGAUUGAGUCGGACUUUUUGCUGAUUGUGCUCAAGACACUCAUGCAAAGGCGGCCCGAUCUGAAGAUUGUGCUCAUGUCGGCAACGCUGGAUGCGGAACGAAUCAGUGCGUACUUUGGAGGAUGCCCCACACUGGCGGUGCCUGGCCGCACGUUUCCGGUCGAUGUGCAUUUCCUGGAGGAUGUACUGGAAAUGUGUGACUAUACGCUGGAGCCCGAUUCGCCCUAUGCUCGGCAGGAUGAGAAGUUGAAUAAGGUUGAUGUGCAGGCCGCCGAGCUCGACAUGGACGCCGAGGAAGACACCGGUGUCGUUGGCCCUGGCGCAGAUGGGCAGCAGUACCAGCUCAAGACGCUUGACACGCUGGCAAGGCUCAAUGAGCACAAGAUUCACUAUGAGCUCAUGGGACUGCUGCUGCUGCAGCUGCUGACGGAUCCACGCUGGGUACCCUUUAAUCAGGCGAUCCUCGUGUUCCUGCCAGGUAUGGGCGAGAUCCGCGAGUGUCUCAAGAUGCUGAGUGAGCAUGCCAUCUUCCAAAAAGAGUGUAUCGUGCAUGUGCUACACUCGAGCGUGGCCUCUGAGGACCAGAGUGCGGCAUUUUUGCCGCCGCCGCCGGGCCAGCACAAGGUUGUACUGGCGACGAACAUCGCCGAAACGGGUAUUACGAUUCCUGAUAUUACUUGUGUUAUUGAUACCGGUCGGCACCGCGAAAUGCGAUACGACGAAAAGCGCAAGAUCAGCCGCCUUGUCGAGUGUUUCGUGGCACAGAGCAAUGCCAAGCAGCGCCGGGGACGUGCUGGACGUGUACAGCAUGGUGUGUGCUUCCACAUGUUCACACGCAAGCGCCACGACGAGUAUAUGGACGCACAUCCACUGCCGGAAAUGCUGCGCCUGUCGCUACAGGAACUGGCUUUGCAGCUCAAGGUGAUGCCGCUGCAGGUGGGCACAAGUAUUGAGGAUGCACUUGCCCAGGCGCUAGACCCCCCCGAGGCGGUGAAUGUGCAGCGGGCCAUAGCCUCGCUCGUCGAGGUCGAAGCGCUGACGCCCCAGGAGCAAAUCACGCCGCUGGGACGUCAUUUGUGCCAUAUGCCACUUGAUGUACACCUGUCCAAGUUCCUGCUAAUUGCCUCGCUAUUCCAGUGCUUGGACACGGCGCUAAGCAUCGCGGCUGUACUGAACACCAAGUCGCCCUUCCUCACGAGCAUGGGGCGUGAGGCGGGUCGUGGCCGCCUAGCCUUCCAGACCCACGACAGUGACUUUUUGGCCCUGGCGUCCAUGUUCCGUGCAUGGCGCCAGGCAGUGCAGAGGCACCAAGGACAGGCUUUUUGCGCAGCGCAUUCGCUCAGUGUGGAUGUGCUGUACCAAAUGGAAGAGCUCAGACAACAGUACUUUGCCUACCUCGUGGAUACAGGGUUUGUCACUGUGGAUCACAGUGUGCGCAACGAACUCGCACGUCGGCGUAUGCGCCAUGGUCGGCCCAAGCUGUUGGACAUUCCUACGCACCUCAAUACGCACAGCCUGGAUGCCUCGGUGGUCACACUUGCGCUUGUGGCGGCGAUGUAUCCGAAACUGCUCGUGGUCGACGAAGGGUCGCAACAGAUGCGCACACUCACAAACAACCAGCCGGCGACUGUGCAUCCUAGUUCGGUGAAUGCGCGCAAAGCACUGGGUGCCCCCUCGAUGCACUUUGUCUUGUACCAUUCGAUCGUGUACUCUCAUCGCCUCUAUGCAUGGGAGACAGCAGUCGUCGACGACCGCAUGGUCCUGCUUGUGGGUGGUGAGGCAGAGUGGCGGCACACGGCAAGGAGUGUGGUGCUGGACCACAACCGUGUGCGGAUGGCAGCGUAUGAUGGCGCAUCGCUCGUCGCGCUGCGAGUGCUGCGCGACCAGCUGCGACGCAUGAUGCAAGCGUCGUUCCAGGCCCCUGGCACGCCAUGGACGCCGGCCGAGGAGACUAUCUUUGCCCUGGUCCGGAAGCUGCUGGGCGGUCAAGACAAGCCACUAUAG